AUGAUUAACGGAUUCAAAAUAGAUUUUGGCAAGUUCAAAGUAGACUUGAAAGUUCUAGGCGACCUAGUGAUCUUGGCCAGCGCAGGGCUCUCUGUGUACUACAUUGUCAACACGAUUCUCAACGACUACUUGGACAGCACCGUCAAGAACAAGGAGAGUGAAAAGAAAGGCAGUGGUGUGCUAAAGAAGAUCCAAGCGAGCAACCCGCACUUGAAGGAAGUGUCGUUCAACCAGUACGAGAAAGCAUUGUUGAACUCGUUGGUGACUCCAGAAGAAAUAUCCGUCACGUUUGAGGACAUUGGUGGAUUGCAUGACAUCAUAGACGAACUCAGAGAGGCGGUGAUCUUGCCGUUGACAGAACCAGAAUUGUUUGCAGCACACCUGAGUCUUAUCCAGUCACCAAAGGGGGUAUUGUUUUAUGGACCACCGGGGUGUGGUAAAACCAUGUUGGCCAAAGCCAUUGCCAAGGAGAGCGGAGCAUUCUUUUUGCUGAUCAGAAUGUCGAGCAUCAUGGAUAAGUGGUAUGGUGAGUCGAACAAGAUCACCGAUGCGAUCUUCUCGUUGGCCAACAAGUUGCAGCCAUGCAUUAUUUUUAUUGAUGAGAUUGACUCGUUCUUGCGAGACCGUUCGUCGACAGAUCAUGAGGUGAGUGCAAUGUUGAAAGCCGAGUUUAUGACCUUGUGGGAUGGGUUAAAGUCGAAUGGACAGAUCAUGGUGUUGGGCGCCACUAAUAGAAAGAAUGAUAUCGACGAGGCGUUUUUGAGAAGAAUGCCAAAGACAUUUGCCAUUGGCAAGCCUGAUGCGUCACAGAGAACAUCGAUCUUGAACAAGAUAUUGAAGGAUGCCAAAUUGGACGAGCAGGACUUUGAUUUAGAAACGAUUGUUGCCAACACACGAGGAUACAGUGGGUCUGACCUUAGGGAGAUGUGUCGUGAGGCAGCCAUCAUACCGGUGAGAGAGUACAUCAAGGAGAACUACAACUACAAGAGCGGGAAAUUGAGCCGAGACGACAACGACAACUUGCCUGUGAGACCCCUCAGGACGUCAGACUUUGUCAAAACAGCAGACUCUAUUCCAAGUGUAGCUGUCGACUAG
This is a messenger RNA of Candida tropicalis MYA-3404, 1095 nucleotides long. Its product is annotated as ATP-binding protein. Gene Ontology annotation, cellular component: mitochondrial outer membrane. Gene Ontology annotation, molecular function: ATP binding; ATP hydrolysis activity. NCBI's taxonomy places the organism in Eukaryota, Fungi, Ascomycota, Pichiomycetes, Serinales, Debaryomycetaceae. The transcript has a single exon. Bases 1 to 1095 code for a protein of 364 amino acids. The record is from RefSeq and is a predicted model, not a curated record.